UCUAUCUCCAAGCCAUGGACAAAUUCAACUUCAUCAGAGAUGGAGCAAGCAAGCUUCCUCCCGGCUUCCGCUUCCAGCCCACCGAUCAAGAGAUCGUCUUCCAGUACUUGGCCCGUAAGAUCUUCUCCUCUCCUCUCCCCGCCUCCGUCAUCCCAGAACUCGACGUCUUCGCCUUCCAUCCCUCCAACCUACCAGGUGAUUCGGAGAGGGAUAGGUAUUUCUUUGCGAGAAGGGAGCUUGAUCUUCGAAGCAGUGGUGGUAGAGGCUGCGGUGGUUUUUGGAAGGUGGCGGGUUUGGAUAAACGGAUCGUGUGCUCGAAAAGGACUCCUAUAAUUGGGAUUAGGAGGACCCUAGUGUUCUACCAGGGGAAGCAUCCGCGAGCCGUCCGUACGGAUUGGUUCGUGCAUGUGUACUGCAUUGUCUUGUCCGAAAACAUCAGAUGUAAUAUCCACCACAAGAGACUGUCUCAGGGUGCUCAGAAACAAAUAGGGAAAUGGGUUUUGUGCCAUGUUUUCAUGAAGAGGAGUAGUAUGAAAGAUAAUGGUUUGCAGCAGAGAUGUGACCAUUUUGAGAUGAGUGAUGCGGAUUCAUGCUCGUCCUCUUCCUCGUCGUCCUCCUCAGAUUUGAGUGUUCUCAGUGAGGUCUCAUCAACUACUGUUGACAGUGAAACCACCCCUUGAUGUUUAAUGAUCUCAUUAGAAUUUAUUUAUAUUCAUUGUAUGCAUCAAAAAUUAAUAAAUAGCUUUGCUCAACAUAGCUCCUUGUGUUUAUGCUUCAGUGAGACGAACAAAUUAAGUCAACUUGUACACGACCUAAUUGCUUAAAAAGUUGGUACAUUUUGUGAA
Salvia hispanica is the source of this 845-nucleotide messenger RNA. Its product is annotated as NAC domain-containing protein 83-like. The record is from RefSeq and is a predicted model, not a curated record. NCBI's taxonomy places the organism in Eukaryota, Viridiplantae, Streptophyta, Magnoliopsida, Lamiales, Lamiaceae. Gene Ontology annotation, molecular function: DNA binding. Gene Ontology annotation, biological process: regulation of DNA-templated transcription.